This is a messenger RNA of Microthlaspi erraticum, 300 nucleotides long. NCBI's taxonomy places the organism in Eukaryota, Viridiplantae, Streptophyta, Magnoliopsida, Brassicales, Brassicaceae. The record is from the annotation of a GenBank genome assembly.
AUGUUUCCUCUUCAUUCUUCCGAGCAUUACAUGAAUCUUUCUCACAAAACCUUGUUUAUGACUGUUUAUUUCGUCUUGAUCCUCUUGGUUUUUAGUUCCUGCAACGACGCAGCGAGGAUCGGACCAAUUAAGGUGUCUGAGAUGGAGAUAGUUCAGACGAGAUCAAGAUCAUCGAGACAAGAGAUCGUGGGAUUUAGAUUCAAAGGUCGUGUGUUCCAUAUUUUGUCUAAACGGGUACUUGUGCCGCCUUCGGGACCUUCCUUGAGGCACAAUUCUAUGGUGAAUAAUGUCAAAAACUAG